AUGCUCCCUCUGCGACGCGCGUGCCGUUCCUUCGCAACCACUCCGCUGCGGUCCUACCCCAUCGCCGAACCCACGACCACGACCAAGUCCGCGACUGCCACCACUCGAUCGGAGGAACAUAUCGAGCAUCCCAAGAACUACAAACCGCUUUAUACGCAUUUGAAGGGAAGGGCAUUGCUUAAUGAGCCUAGUCUGAAUAAGGUACGCACUGGACGACCCUGCGCUGAUUGGCGGCGGCGGAGAGUGAUGCAGUGUGGGAUGUGGGAUCGAUAAGUCGACUGGCAAGCAGCUCGAAGCUGAUCAGUCGUUGUACGAUCCCCGACUGGACAGGGAGCUGCGUUCUCCAAAGAGGAACGAGAUGUAUUUGGAUUGAAUGGCCUGUUGCCGUAAGUCAGAUACACCCGCGCCAUUGAGUGUCACCGUCAAAGAGGGUCGCACGUGGGGGCGAGCGGUGGUUGAGGCGGGCAAAGUGGGGCCUCAAAAAUUCGUGGGGGAUCGUCCGAGCGGAGCAACGCGUAGUCGGCGCAGGCAAUAUGGAGGCAGAAGGCAUUCGCGUAGAGAAAGCUUACAUGCGGUUUAUUUUCGCUCCAUAGAGCCCAAGUGCACGACCUCGACAUGCAGUGCCAACGAGCCUACGGUCAACUGAAGGCACGAACGACCCCACUGUCGAAAUACACCUUCCUGACCUCGUUGCGCGAGCAGAAUCAAGUGCUAUUUUACAAUUUUGUCUUGAAACACUUGAACGAGUGUCUACCAGUCAUCUACACACCUACUGUCGGAGAGGCAAGUCCACUCCUCAGAAGCUGGAUCAAAUUUCGUUCUGACUCGAUCCGGGUCUCGUUCCCCACAGGCGAUUCAAAAGUACUCCACCAUCUGGCGCCGAUCCGCGGGUCUCUUCAUCACCGAGGAACACUUCGACCGAAUGCGCGAGAUCAUGAUCACCAACCGAUUGCCCAAGAACGUCGACCUCAUCGUCGUCACUGACUCGGAAGGCAUUUUGGGUAUUGGUGAUCAGGGUGUAGGAGGUGGGAUAUUUUCAACCACUGUGCAUGUUCGGAACACGGUCUGACCUGUCUCCCUCGAUGGUCGCCUCGACGCGCAGGUGUACUUAUCACAGUCGGAAAGGGCAAUAUCUACACCCUCGGAGCAGGCAUCAACCCCGCCCGAAUCCUCAACGUCGUACUCGACGUAGGCACCAACAAUCAAGACCUUCUCAACGAUCCGCUCUACCUCGGCGUCAAGUCGCCCAGGUUGACAGGGGAACGAUACGAUCGCAUCGUCGACAAGUUCUGCAAUGUCGUUCGGGAGUCGUAUCCGGAUGCGUUCUUGCACUUUGAGGACUUUGGGACGAAGAACGCGGGCAGAAUUCUUCAAAAAUAUAGACCUAAGCAGUCGUGCUUCAACGACGACAUGGUGGGGCUUCCGAUCGCACUGUAAGGGUUGAUCAAACUGCAUGCUCACCGCGUCGUCGGCUACCUUUCACAGCAAGGAACGGCAGCCGUUGUUCUCGCUGCGCUCAUGUCCGCAGCCAAAGUCACCGCCACAGCCCUCAAAGACCAGCGAAUUUGUGUAUUCGGUUUUGGUACAGCUGGAUUGGGUAUCGCCGAUGGUAUCCGAAAUGCUUUGAUGAUUGAAGAGGGUCUUUCUCCAGAAGAGGCGAACAAACGCUUCUGGUCAGUUCAUGACCCCCGGCUGCUGCGCAGUAGAGGCAAUCGCCGCUAACCUAGCUGCUGGACGCGUAUCGAUCCUAGGGUCCUUGAUCGACCUGGACUGCUCACUACUGGCGUUUCGAAAGACCAAAUCCGAUCCGGGCAGGAACACUACCUUCGAGACGAGUCCGAAGUGGAAGGCUGGGCGAAGGAUGCGCGUUCGGGUAUCUCGCUGCUCGAAGUGGUCAAGCAGGCCAAGCCGACGGUUUUGAUCGGCUGCAGUGGCAUGUCCAACGCAUUCACGGAAGAGGUGCGUUCGGUGGCACGUUUCAAAGGCCUUGAGCUUGACCUUAUAUGGCCCAACCCUUCGGCACAGAUCGUACGAGAAAUGUCAAAGAACUGCGAUCGACCUUGCAUCUUCCCCUUGAGCAAUCCCACGCGUCUUGCCGAAGCCAACCCAAGUAAGUACUGUGGUCUGGUCCACACUUGACUUCUGAUUGCUGAACCCCUGGAAACUCACCUCAGGCGAUCUCAACGAAUGGUCCAACGGACGCGCAUUGAUCGCGACCGGAUCCCCUUUCCCGCUCGUCAAGAACGUCACCGAUGGCAAGAUGUACAAAACCGCCGAAUCGAACAACGCGCUCGUAUACCCCGGGCUGGCCCUCGGCGUCGUCCUGUCCAAAGCUUCGGCCCUUACAGACUCGAUGAUCACAGCUGGUGUGACGGCUCUCGCUGAACUCGCACCGGCUUUGAAUAACCCGAAUGAGAGCCUGUUACCGCCUUUGGAGGACUUGCGUUCGGUAUCGGUCAAGAUCGCUACAGCUGUGGCGAAUCAAGCGAGGGCGGAAGGGUUAGCCAAGACGCAUACGGAUCGGGAUUGGACGGAGGAGGAGUGUCGUUUGAAGCAGUGGGAUCCGGUUUAUCGUCCAUUGGAAUUGGUGGAUAGCGCUUGA
This is a messenger RNA of Microbotryum saponariae, 2602 nucleotides long. Lineage: Eukaryota; Fungi; Basidiomycota; Microbotryomycetes; Microbotryales; Microbotryaceae. The record is from the annotation of a GenBank genome assembly.